This is a messenger RNA of Clonostachys byssicola, 1950 nucleotides long. The record is from the annotation of a GenBank genome assembly. Lineage: Eukaryota; Fungi; Ascomycota; Sordariomycetes; Hypocreales; Bionectriaceae.
AUGCGGCGCUCCAACAAAUCUCACGAGACCUCGUCCCCGGUAGCAGUGGUCCCUGAGGCCGACACCACGAGCAGGAGUUGCAGCCCCGAGAAAGACGGCGGCCUUCCCAAUCACAGUAGACGGCAGUCGACAAUUGCCAGGCGAGCAUGUGACUUUUGCCGAGUGCGCCGCCGCCGUUGCGUCUUCGGGCAGGCGCAGGCGGAGACGGGGGCGGGAACGGGAACGGGGACAGGGACGGCGACGGCGACGGGGAUGGAACGAUGUCGCGAGUGCAUCAGACUCGACCUCGUCUGUACCUUUCUCAAGCCAACACAGACAAGAGGCCCCAAGCGAAGAAAAAUCGGCUUAACUAUCAUGCAACGAGAUAUUCAUAGCUCGUCCCAGUCAUUUGAAUCUCCAUCGACUCGCCAGGUUGAUACUGCUGCCAGUGGCCCUUGGUUCGCAACAGAGAAAAUAGGCCCACGAGGCUUGAUUCUCGUUAUUAUAGACGACUAUCUAGCCCGCAUCUACCCUCUAAUCCCGGUUGUACACCGCCCAACCUUCCGCCGUCGACUCAACCAAAGCGAUGAUGAUCCAGAUUUCCUCGCUUUGAUCCUCUCCUUGGUGGUCGUCGCCGUCGGUCUCCUUCCGUCCAGAUUCCCUUACUACCAGUCUCUUACUUCCGGCAGUUUAUCCACAUGCAAGUUUCAGACACGUGAAUCGGUUAUUAAUGCCUGUAUCGAUUUGUGCAUGGAAAUGCGGACGGCCACCUACUGGGACCAAGUCAGUCACCAGAAGUGGGCAACGAGCUAUCUAUUAUCUGUGGGUUGCUUCCAGCUCGGGCAGGCUAACCGUAGCCGCAUGCUAGAGGUCGAAUUUUUGCAGACCGGUCGGUUGCUGGGGAUCCAUCGCAUCGCGGAUUACGAGGGACUCAAUUGCAUCGAAACCCAGCUGCGGAAAAAGGCAUUCUGGUUAUGCUUUUAUACAUAUGCCCAUGCGUGGUACCAGUGCGGACGGCAAGAGCGGUUGAGUUUCUUCGAUCAUGGGAUGCUAGCCGAGGUAAACUUUGAUGCUCUCGUCCCCUUGGAACUCGACGAUGAGCAGAUUCUCGAGCACAAGCUCCUUGAAUCUCCUAUCUCCCCACCUGCAGCUAUUUCCCCAGCAGCAGCAUCCAUGCACCAAUAUCACUCCAGGACCGCCGCAAAGUUCAACUUAACUGCUGGGUUCAACUUACACUCUAGGGUGUUUCACAAGAGCGCGCAGCUUGCUCUAACGCCAGCCUUGUGUGACUGGGAACGGCGAGUUAAACCUACAGAUAGGUUAUCACACUUACGACAACUUCUGCAGGAGAUGCGAUACAUGCUGGAUGACGCCCCCCUUGAAAUCCGGCAGUGGGCAUCUUCAUCCUGGUUUCCAGACGAAGUAUCCAUAGCCUCCCCCGCCAGUGUUCAGCAGGAUUCUAGCGUGAGCUACCAAGCUGACGAGAUGGUCGAGGAUGAUGCAAAGUCGCUCCCUGGCCAGUUUGAAAUCAUGAGGGCAAACCUACACGGUACGCAUCUAUGGCUCCAAAGCGCCCUCUUGGAUCAGAUUGAUCUCAUCCUACAGGAUAUGUCGAAGAGGCCUGAUAUAUCCCAAUCAGAGAGAGACUGCCAUUUAGCAGCCCUGAAAGCGAGCUGGUCGGAACGUGAAGACGUUUGUCGCCAGAUACUUCAUUUAGUUCAUAGCAUACCCCAUGCAUACAUCGAACCAAACGGUCUAUAUUUUGCCUAUAAAGUCCGUGACGUAGGCGUGGCAUUGCUCAACUGCCCUUUUGAAGCCUCCGAACCACCUGCACGGCGUGCAACUGAGUACAUGCGCGACUUGACCCGAGCCUUGUCUCGCAUUGACCAGAGUGAGAGAAUGAAUACAAGCAGUCUGCGAAGCUGGGUGGAUACAGAUCGUGAACAGACGAUACCAAGGGGAUAUAAUUGA